Messenger RNA from Penicillium griseofulvum, 783 nucleotides. RefSeq lists its product as uncharacterized. NCBI's taxonomy places the organism in Eukaryota, Fungi, Ascomycota, Eurotiomycetes, Eurotiales, Aspergillaceae. The transcript is spliced from 2 exons. Bases 1 to 783 code for a protein of 260 amino acids. The record is from RefSeq and is a predicted model, not a curated record.
AUGAAAUCUAUUCUUUUACUUCUAGCCGCUUAUGCGGUGACUUUAGUCUCUGCGUACAGCAACUAUGGCGCCUAUGAGAGAGUCUUUUACUGGUACGCCUACCAGGUUGAUGCCGAUGUUCACAAUGGGGUUCCUCAAAUCAUUGCUCCCGCUUGCAAAGGCGCGAAAAAACGGUGUAACUUUGCGGAAUUCAUCGCCUACAUUGAGAAAGAAAAGGCAGGUGUUAAGCCCACGGGCUUUACCGAUGAUAUGGAUGUCGACACGAGAGCUGAAAGGCUUAUGGCUCAGCAAUUUACGGGCACAUACGAGGGCACGAGAAUUAUUCAAGGGCAGUCAGAUGAUGAACAGGUUGUCACGAGACUGAUGAAAGAGAUUGGUACAAAAUUCCGGAAAGAAGCUUUCAUGCAGCAGGCAGAAAAGAAAAGUCAGGUUAACCUCAGUCAAAUGAGAACAGCCAUCAAGCGCGUGCAUUAUCUCAGAGGUGUGGAAUAUUCAAAUGAUCUCAUACAGGGAUUGAAAGACAACGAUAUCUCUGUGAGAACCAAGAAGAAGCAGUUCAGAUACAAGCUUGAUGAUUUUGCGGAUUUCGUUGAUGUCAAAGGAACACGCGUUGCAAAUCCCAAAGUCACUGACGCGGAAUGGGCCGAAUUAUUGAGAAAGCUCUACAAAAAACCAGCUGCUGGGCAGGAGGGUUCUGGCUCAAAGCUAGGAAUUCAUGCAGCACUUUAUCUAUCUGUGAAAGAGACCAUGGAGAAUGUUAUUGUUAGGCCGUGCAAAUCCUAG